AGUUUUACUCUAGAGUCCGACAUCGCUGGGCCACAAGUGCCGAAGACCUUCGAAAUGUAACCGUUCUCUCUGUGGGUGGUGGUUACCUUGACUUCCAGGUGCGCUCUGGUUUGACGGCGCUGUCCUGUCCCAUCGAUGACCUCAAUAAGAUGUCAGUAGUGGCAACUGCAGUACCCCGAAGCUGGGUUUCCACCGAUCAUAUUUCCAUUGUUUGGUGCAAGGAGCUGGUUCUGGCCACAGUCCGGGUGUUCUUCGACCUUAUUGAACCUGAAACCGGGCAGUUCACAGAGAGUCCUGAGAAGCGGAUGUCAGUGCUGAACUAUCACUUCUUUAGACAUCCAGUGCUGAAACCUGGAGGAGCACAGGAUGACCCUGUCACUUUCUCAGCUCCUCCUGAGGCGUGGAAGGAGGUCAACACACUCCGUCUGUUCUACAGUGCCCCCAAGGAAGCUCAAGUCAAGUACUUCCUGUUUGCUCUCUCCAGUCGAAGGAAAGCUUAUAGUCAUUUCCACUGCCGCAAUAAUAAUAUG
Molecule: messenger RNA, 530 nt
Organism: Sinocyclocheilus rhinocerous
Lineage: Eukaryota; Metazoa; Chordata; Actinopteri; Cypriniformes; Cyprinidae
Product: GPI inositol-deacylase-like
Exons: 6
Biological process (GO): GPI anchor metabolic process; endoplasmic reticulum to Golgi vesicle-mediated transport
Cellular component (GO): endoplasmic reticulum
Molecular function (GO): phosphatidylinositol deacylase activity
Source: RefSeq, a predicted model, not a curated record